CCCCGCCUACCCACCUCCUCUCCUUCCCCCUCCCCGGUCCUCGCCUCUCUCCCUCUCCUAGCCCGCUGGGUGCUGAAGUUGGGCGGAUGGCAGCGAACCGGCUCGGAUAGAGGACGGAGCAGCCCAGCCUCGCACCCUCGGACCCUCGGUGCGCUGCGCACACCUCCAGGCGACUGGAUUGAAAGAAGGAGCAUGGCUGCUCUGAAAAGGAGUUUGGUGAAUCUCAAAGUGAACGCGUCACAUAGAUGAAAGUGCUUUCCGUCCUAUCCCAAGCACACUCUGGCCACUGUGUUGAGAACAGAAUGGAAUGGAACGGGAAUGGCAAGACAUGGGGAGUGGUAGAAAUCGAAGGAGUGGAGGCCUCACAUUUGCUGAUCUGCUGACAUGGGAUACAGAUAAAAUAGAGGAAUCACAGAUGAGUCCAAGGCCUUUCAUCUGAAAACUUAGAAGGCCAGUUGGGUCCGGAAGUAGCUGACAUGCGAAAAAGACAGCAAUCACAAAAUGAAGGAACACCUGCUGUGUCCCAGGCUCCAGGGAACCAGAGGCCCAACAAUACGUGCUGCUUCUGCUGGUGCUGCUGCUGUAGCUGCUCCUGCCUCACCGUUAGGAAUGAAGAAAGAGGAGAAACCGCAGGAAGACCCAUACAUACCACAAAAAUGGAGAGUAUCCAGGUCCUGGAGGAGAGCAGCCAAAGCCCCACUGCAGAGGAAGUCUUAUCCUGGUCUCAAAAUUUCGACAAAAUGAUGAAGGCCCCCGCAGGAAGAAACCUUUUCCGGGAAUUCCUCCGAACAGAGUACAGUGAAGAGAAUCUGCUUUUCUGGCUUGCCUGUGAAGAUUUAAAGAAGGAGCAGAACAAAAAAGUAAUAGAAGAAAAAGCCAGAAUGAUAUAUGAAGAUUACAUUUCUAUUCUAUCACCGAAAGAGGUCAGUCUCGAUUCUCGAGUUAGAGAGGUCAUCAAUAGAAAUCUGUUGGAUCCUAACCCUCACAUGUACGAAGAUGCCCAACUUCAGAUAUAUACCUUAAUGCACAGAGAUUCUUUUCCAAGGUUUUUGAACUCUCAGAUUUAUAAGUCAUUUGUUGAAAGUACUGCCAGCUCUUCUUCUGAAUCAUAAUUUUUAUUUUAAAAAAUCAUUUCAGAGGGCUGGGAAGGGAAACAGAAAUAGUUACAUAACAUCAAAAAUUAAGUUCCUGGAGGACUCCAGUUUUAGCAUUCCUCAGGCUACUGUGAAAAUAUUACCAUCAUGGUCUUUGUCUCCAUUUUUAUCAAGGUUAUCCGUUAUUGAGUUUGGAGAAAAUACAACAUAAAACAAAGAAUUGCCAAAUUAAGUUUGUUUUAUUCAACACUCAUGCUACUUGCAAACCAACUGUAUUUGUAGGCCUACAGUCUCGUAGUGUAUCUCCAGAGACUGCAUGUGCGAAGUAAAACUGCUUCAUUUGCCACAUAGUUAUUGUACUAUUUAAUCAAAUAGCAUAACUUAUAUCUGUAUUUAAGAACUUUUGUGCAAUAUAGUCUUACUAAAUAAUUGCCAAAACUUGGCUGUUGUUUGCAUUUUUUAAACAUCUGAAGCAGAAAAAAGGCAGUUUUUAAAAUGUAACAAUAGUAUUCAACAUGCUAUAUACUGUGUUUAGUACACUAAUUUUGAAGCCAAUAUUUCUGUAUAUGAAAAAAGAGCUAUUUAUCUGUUUGUUGGAAAAUUCCAAGGAAAGAUUCCUCUGGUUGUUCACUGCCAAUACUGUGGCAUUUUCAUAACAGAAGACUUUGCUCUGUUAAAAAUAAAAAAAAGAAAACAAAAAAAAAGCACAAAACAAUUUGAAGAUAUCCUAGCUCAAUGACAAAUCAAAGAGUGGUAUUGUUUUUAAUUGUAAUAGAAAAUGAAUCUAUGUAUAUAUCAUAUGUCCCAUACUGUAACUAAUUUAUUAAAAACUGGCUCUCCAGUUCUGUGAUGGUUGUGUAAAGUUAUGUACUUCAGCAAGAAAAAAAUAAGCUUGAUAACUUAGUUUUGGAAUCUAAAGAAAAGGAUUUAAUAAAGGAAUGCCUAUAUGUAGCACUGUAAAACAUUUUGAAGAAUAGGAUCUGUCCUGUGCUUGAAAGUAAAAUCCAGUGAAAAGCUAAGUUUUGCUAUGAAAAGUUUUGUAAAAAGAUUACUUGUGAAGAAGAUAAUUCUCUACUUCAGACCUUAACUGUUUUCACAUAGUAUCUUUAAAAUAACUUAUUUUAAAAAUGUUCAAACCAAACUGUUCAUUCUCAUCCAUAAUGAAAAGGCAGUACAGUGCUCAAAUCUUUUAGCUGCCAUAUUAUUUUUAUAAUUACACUAACUCUUUAAAAAUACUACUUGCCUGACAUUGGCUUGUACUUCUGAUAUUCAAGAAAACAAUGUCCUAUUGUGCACAAAAUAAUAAUAAUGAUAAUAAUUAGUGUCAUAUUUAUAUCAAGGUGUAACAUUUGAAUAUUAAUAUCCCCUGAAUACUAUUUUUUUAAUCUUAAAGUGAAUAUAAUACUGAGAAAACUAAAAUGGAAGUUUUAAAAAGAUUUAUAU
Molecule: messenger RNA, 2537 nt
Organism: Fukomys damarensis (Damara mole-rat)
Lineage: Eukaryota; Metazoa; Chordata; Mammalia; Rodentia; Bathyergidae
Gene: Rgs17
Product: regulator of G protein signaling 17
Exons: 7
Coding region: 477-1112 (211 amino acids)
Source: RefSeq, a predicted model, not a curated record